AUGUCCUUCGAGGGCGCCCGGCUGAGCAUGCGCAGCCGCCGGAAUGGGACCAUGGACAGCACCCGCACCCUCUACUCCAGCACCUCCAGGAGCACCGACGUGUCCUACAGCGAGAGCGACUUGGUGAAUUUCAUUCAAGCAAACUUUAAGAAACGAGAAUGUGUCUUCUUCACCAAAGAUUCCAAGGCCACGGAAAACGUGUGCAAAUGUGGCUACGCACAGAGCCAGCACAUCGAGGGCACCCAGGUCAACCUCAGCGAGAAGUGGAACUACAAGAAGCACACCAAGGAGUUCCCCACCGACGCCUUCGGGGACAUCCAGUUUGAGAGCCUGGGAAAGAAAGGGAAGUACAUCCGCCUGUCCUGCGACACGGACGCCGAGACGCUGUACGAGCUGCUGACCCAACACUGGCACCUGAAGACGCCCAACCUGGUCAUCUCCGUGACCGGCGGCGCCAAGAACUUCUCGCUGAAACCGCGCAUGCGCAAGAUCUUCAGCCGCCUCAUCUACAUCGCCCAGUCCAAAGGCGCAUGGAUCCUCACAGGCGGGACCCACUACGGCCUGAUGAAGAACAUCGGGGAGGUGGUGCGUGACAACACCAUCAGCCGGAGCUCCGAGGAGAACAUCGUGGCCAUCGGCAUCGCGGCCUGGGGCAUGGUCUCCAACAGGGAGAGCCUCAUCCGGAGCUCUGACGACCAGGGCUAUUUUUCAGCACAGUACAUGAUGGAUGACUUUAAGCGAGACCCCCUGUACAUCCUGGACAACAACCACACCCACCUGCUGCUCGUGGACAACGGCUGCCACGGACACCCCACGGUGGAAGCCAAGCUCCGGAACCAGCUGGAGAAGUACAUUUCUGAGCGCACUAUCCAAGAAUCCAACUACGGAGGCAAGAUCCCCAUCGUGUGUUUCGCCCAAGGAGGUGGCAAAGAGACUUUGAAAGCCAUUCACACCUCCAUCAAGAGCAAAAUUCCCUGCGUGGUGGUGGAAGGUUCUGGCCAGGUGGCAGACGUGAUCGCCAGCCUGGUGGAGAUGGAGGACGUCCUGACCUCGUCCAUCGUCAAGGAGAAGCUGGUGCGUUUCCUGCCCCGCACAGUGGCCCGGCAGCCCGAGGAGGAGACGGAGAGUUGGAUCAAAUGGCUCAAAGAGAUUCUGGAGAGUGCUCACCUGUUAACAGUUAUUAAAAUGGAGGAAGCCGGGGACGAAAUUGUGAGCAACGCCAUUUCCUACGCGCUGUACAAAGCCUUUAGCACCAACGAGCAGGACAAGGACAACUGGAAUGGGCAGCUCAAGCUGCUGCUGGAGUGGAACCAGCUGGACCUGGCCAACGACGAGAUCUUCACCAACGAGCGCCGCUGGGAGUCGGCCGAUCUGCAGGAGGUCAUGUUCAUGGCGCUUAUCAAGGACAGGCCCAAGUUCGUCCGCCUCUUCCUAGAGAACGGCCUGAAUCUGCGCAAGUUCCUCACCAACGACGUCCUCACCGAGCUCUUCUCCAACCACUUCAGUGCCCUGGUGUACCGCAACCUGCAGAUCGCCAAGAACUCCUACAACGACGCCCUCCUCACCUUCGUCUGGAAGCUGGUGGCCAACUUCCGCAGAGGCUUCCGGAAGGAAGACCGGAGCAGCCGGGAGGACCUGGACAUCGAAUUCCAUGACGUGUCCCCCAUCACGCGGCACCCGCUGCAGGCCCUCUUCAUCUGGGCCAUCCUGCAGAACAAGAAGGAGCUGUCCAAGGUCAUCUGGGAGCAGACCAGGGGCUGCACGCUGGCCGCCCUGGGGGCCAGCAAGCUGCUGAAGACUCUGGCCAAGGUCAAGAAUGACAUCAAUGCUGCCGGCGAGUCGGAGGAACUGGCCAAUGAGUACGAGACGCGUGCGGUUGAGUUGUUCACCGAGUGCUACAGCAACGACGAGGACCUGGCGGAGCAGCUGCUGGUGUACUCCUGCGAGGCCUGGGGCGGGAGCAACUGCCUGGAGCUGGCGGUGGAGGCCACCGACCAGCACUUCAUCGCCCAGCCGGGGGUCCAGAACUUCCUCUCCAAGCAGUGGUACGGCGAGAUUUCCCGGGACACCAAGAACUGGAAGAUCAUUCUGUGUCUGUUCAUCAUCCCCCUGGUCGGCUGUGGCUUUGUCUCAUUUAGAAAGAAGCCCGUGGACCAGCACAAGAAGCUGCUGUGGUACUACGUGGCCUUCUUCACGUCGCCCUUCGUGGUCUUCUCGUGGAACGUGGUCUUCUACAUCGCCUUCCUGCUGCUCUUCGCCUACGUGCUGCUCAUGGACUUCCACGCCGCGCCGCACCCGCCCGAGCUCGUGCUCUACGUGCUGGUCUUCGUCCUGUUCUGCGACGAAGUGAGACAGUGGUACAUGAAUGGUGUGAAUUACUUCACCGACCUAUGGAACGUCAUGGACACGCUGGGCCUGUUCUACUUCAUUGCUGGCAUUGUCUUCCGCCUUCACCCCUCCGACAAGACCUCGCUGUACUCAGGCCGCGUCAUCUUCUGCCUGGAUUACAUCAUCUUCACCCUCCGCCUCAUCCACAUCUUCACGGUCAGCCGGAACCUGGGGCCCAAGAUCAUCAUGCUGCAGCGGAUGCUGAUCGAUGUCUUCUUCUUCCUGUUCCUCUUCGCCGUGUGGAUGGUGGCCUUCGGCGUGGCCCGCCAGGGCAUCCUGCGCCAGAACGAGCAGCGUUGGCGCUGGAUCUUCCGCUCCGUCAUCUACGAGCCCUACCUGGCCAUGUUCGGCCAGGUGCCCAGCGACGUGGACAGUACCACGUACGACUUUUCCCACUGCACCUUCACCGGGAACGAGUCCAAGCCGCUGUGUGUGGAGCUGGACGAGCACAACCUGCCCCGCUUCCCCGAGUGGAUCACCAUCCCCCUGGUCUGCAUCUACAUGCUGUCCACCAACAUCCUGCUGGUCAACCUGCUGGUCGCCAUGUUUGGCUACACGGUGGGCAUCGUGCAGGAGAACAACGACCAGGUGUGGAAGUUCCAGCGCUACUUCCUGGUGCAGGAGUACUGCAACCGCCUCAACAUCCCCUUCCCCUUCGUGGUCUUCGCCUACUUCUACAUGGUGGUCAAGAAGUGCUUCGACUGCUGCUGCCAGAGGCGGGACGCCGAGUCCUCGGCCUGCUGUUUCAGAAAUGAAGACAAGGAGACCCUGGCAUGGGAGGGCGUCAUGAAGGAGAAUUACCUUGUCAAGAUUAACACGAAGGCCAACGACACUUCAGAGGAGAUGCGGCAUCGAUUUAGACAGCUGGAUACCAAGCUUAAUGAUCUCAAGGGGCUUCUGAAAGAGAUUGCUAGCAAAAUAAAAUAA
Messenger RNA from Sorex fumeus (smoky shrew), 3315 nucleotides. RefSeq names its product transient receptor potential cation channel subfamily M member 8 (gene TRPM8). Bases 1 to 3315 code for a protein of 1104 amino acids. Gene Ontology annotation, molecular function: ligand-gated calcium channel activity. Gene Ontology annotation, biological process: calcium ion transmembrane transport. The transcript has 24 exons. Gene Ontology annotation, cellular component: membrane. The record is from RefSeq and is a predicted model, not a curated record. NCBI's taxonomy places the organism in Eukaryota, Metazoa, Chordata, Mammalia, Eulipotyphla, Soricidae.